AUGUCGGUUAGGUCUUUCCAUUUUUCUUUCUUUUAUAUCCUUUUUCUUUUUUUGAUUCGUUCUUUCCUUUUAUAUUUUUUGCUUUCCUCGUUGCGUCUUUCCAUUUUUCUUUCUUUUCUUUCAUUCUUUUUUUUCUUUUUUUUUUCGUUUAUUUCCUUUUUAUAUUUUUGCUUUUUUUCGUUCCUUUUUUUUCUUUUGCGUCUUUCUUUCUUUCUUUCUCUUUCUUUUUUAUAUCCUUUUUCUUUCUUUUUUCUAACCUUUUUCCUUUUUUUCUUUUUUAUAUUUUUUUUUUCCUUCUUUCUUUCUUUUUCUUUCUCAUUUCGUUUUUUUUUUCUUUCUUCUAUCAUUUCUUUCUUUCUUUCUUUCUUUCUUUCUUUUUUUUUUUCUUUCUUCUUUUUAUUUUUUUUUCUUUCUUUCUUUUCUUUUUUUCUUUCCUUCUCUCUUAGAUUUCUUUCUUUCUUUUUUUGUUUGUUCGUCUUUUUUUUUUAUCCUUUUUUUUCCUUUUCUUCAUUCUCUCUUUUUUUCUUUUUUCUUUCUUUCUUUCUUUUGUUCGUCUUUUUACACUUAUUGUCUUUUUUUAUAUUCUUUUUUCUUUUCUUUCUUUCCUUCUUUCUCUUCUUUCUUUUUUUCUUUUUCCUCAUCACUUUGUCUUUGCUUCUCCCCAGUUUUUCUUUCUUUCUUUCUUUCAUUUUCUCUUUCUCUUUCUUUUUCUUUUUUUCUUUGCUUUUUUUUUGUAACACUUUCUUUCUUUCUUUCUUUCUUUCUUUCUUUUUUCUUUCUUUCUUUUUCUUAUUUUCUUUCUUUCUUUCUUCGUCUUUUUACAAUUGGCAUUGCUUUAAUUUUUUCUUUUUUUCCUUCUCUCUUUUUUUCUUUCUUUCUUUCUUUCGUUUCGUUUUUUUUAUUUCUUUAAUUCUUUUCUCUUCUUUCUUUCUUUCUCUCUUUCUUUCUUUCUUUCUUUCGUUCUGUCCCAAAACUCGUAUAAAGUUUUUGUCCAUUUGCGUCAUUCUGGCUUUUCUUUCUUUUUUCUUUCUUUCUUUCUUUUUUCUUUUUCUAUUUUUCAUUUUUUUUCCAAUUUCAAUUUCUCUUUUUGUCUCUUUUUUCGUCCAAAUUUUUUUUUUUUUUCCGACUUUUCUUUUUUUGUUUUUCCUUCCAACUAAUAUUGCACUAUUUCCUUCCUUUAAAAGUCUUUUCAAUUUUAAAUCAGCAACAAGAUUUAAAUAUUUUUUUUUCUUUCUUUCUUUUUUCUUUUCUUUCUUUCUUUUUCAAAUUUUUCCACACCUUUUUCUUUCUUUCUUUUUGCUUUUUUUUUCCAUUUUUUUUUUUCUUUUCUUUUUUUUUCUUUUUUUUCUUCUUUUCUAA
Acanthosepion pharaonis is the source of this 1359-nucleotide messenger RNA. The record is from the annotation of a GenBank genome assembly. NCBI's taxonomy places the organism in Eukaryota, Metazoa, Mollusca, Cephalopoda, Sepiida, Sepiidae.